Messenger RNA from Vicia faba (fava bean), 768 nucleotides. The record is from the annotation of a GenBank genome assembly. NCBI's taxonomy places the organism in Eukaryota, Viridiplantae, Streptophyta, Magnoliopsida, Fabales, Fabaceae.
AUGGCCAAUGCUAGAGGUACACCAAGGCUUGGAGUUAUAAGACCUGUAGCACGCUCACGCAAUCCAGUUGUUGAAGAGAUUGUACCUAAUUCUGGAUGGACAGAGGACUCUACCUGCCAUUAUCUUCUAGUGGAUCUUCCUGAAUUCAAGAAGGAAGAUGUGAAGCUUCAGGUUGAUAGCAGUGGCCGUAUUGUUGUUAAGGGAGAAAGGCAAGCAAGUGAGCAGAAACGUGUUCGUUUUCAUCUGAGUUUUCCAGCACCAACGGAUUCUGAAGUCGACAAGAUAGCUGGAAAAUUUGAUGGAGGGAUACUUUACGUGACUCUCCCCAAGCAAAUUGUACACGCGAACAAAGAGAGUGAAAAUGAAGAAGCUGGAAAUGAAAGUGCCGAAAGAGCAGAAGAAAAUAAUAGCCAUAUAACCAAUGCUCAUGAUGAGGGGAGAGAUUUUAAUCAACACGUCGCAAAUGAUGACCAUGCUCAUGAUGAGGGGAGAGAUUUUAAUCAACAGGUCGGCCAUGCUCAUGAUGAGGGGAGAGCUUUUAAUCAACACGCCGGCCAUGCUCAUGAAGAACACAAAGAAGAAAGAAAUGAAAAUGUACACAUGGGGGAUUUUUCUGGACAAGUAACAAGGAAGUGGGAUCAAGAAGCCGUGUUAAGAAGUGCAGUGGAUGUUUUGAGGAAAAACAAAGAAAUUGUGAUAACUGCUGUUCUAGCUUUCUCCUUUGGGAUGUAUGUAUCUAGUAAGUUCCAAUCUUCAGAAGCUCUAUAG